AUGACUCUUACGAUAGGCCAAGCAAUAUGGGCUUCAGUCAAGCCAAUCAUUAAGAUUUACUUAAUCAUCGGUAGCGGCAUUGGGCUUGCGAAACUGAAUAUUCUCACUGUUGAGGCGACGAGAUGCAUUUCCGACAUUGUGUUAACGCUACUUUUACCGUCUCUGUCGUUUAACAAGAUCGUCGCAAACAUCGAGGACAAAGACAUAAAACAGGUGGGGAUUAUCUGUCUCACGUCAGUGAUGCUAUUUGCCACAGGGCUUUUUUUUGCGUAUGUGUGUCGGCUGUUGCUGCCGGUUCCCAAGCAAUGGCGUGGAGGAAUUUUGUGCGGGGGCAUGUUUCCCAACAUCAGUGACUUGCCGAUUGCGUAUUUGCAAACUAUGGAUCAGGGUCUUAUUUUCACGGAAGCGGAGGGGAACAAGGGCGUUGCCAACGUGAUUAUCUUUCUCGCUAUGUUCAUGAUGUGCGUUUUCAAUCUAGGUGGGUUUAGACUCAUCGAAAUGGACUUUUCGUAUCACGACGAGGAGAGCGCACUUUGCGACAGCAACUAUCAAAUAAAGGAAAAAUGCAGCGACAGUACGAAAAACAGCGAUACUGAUACAUCUAGUAUGGUUGCGCCGGAAAUGAGGCCGCCCGUCCAACGUGCCGUUCUGACUGCGACGCACUCUUCCACGCCUUCUUCGACGCCCAACUCUCAGUCCUAUGGCACACCGGGGCCUACUGAUGCCGAAGUCACGUCUCCACCCAUUGCACUGACACAGGACGCAAAUGUUGUCAGAAGAAGAACGUCUCAACGCAGUUCUCACUCUAGUAUCAUGAGCAACGCAGAGUUACGAGAAUCGAGUCCCCAGGACAUCCAUGACCUUGUGCGCGAAUACUCUCAUGUCGAUGAAUUUGGACGAAGAAGAAGUUCACGUGCUAUGUCUAUGCGCACGUCUAACCUUGCCAAUCGAAUACGGUCCUCAGACUUGACCCGGAUAGUGACAUCAGAUGCCACUGUCACAAGACAGGACGUUUUGGACUCAGGCAAAUCGCUCCCGAAAUGGAUCUAUAAACUUUCGCCAACUCCAUUUCUGGUUUUUUUCCUGAAAAACUGCCUCCGGCCUUGUUCCAUGGCCGUCAUCGUAGCGUUGACCAUAGCGUUCAUUCCCUGGGUCAAGGCGCUUUUCGUCACGACUUCGACAACCCCACAUAUCAAACAAGCACCGGACAAUCAGCCAGCGUUAUCUUUCAUCAUGGAUUUCACUUCCUAUGUUGGUGCCGCGUCUGUUCCAUUUGGGCUUUUACUACUGGGUGCCACGCUGGGCAGACUAAAAAUUAACAAAUUGUACCCUGGUUUCUGGAAAACUUCGAUUGUGCUUAUUGUCUUAAAAAUGUGUGUCAUGCCCAUUUUUGGGGUUCUAUGGUGCGAUCGUCUCGUCAAAGCUGGCUGGGCUAACUGGGAAGACGAUCGCAUGUUACUUUUCGUCAUUGCAAUCGAUUGGGCCCUGCCUACAAUGACUACAAUGAUUUAUUUCACAGCAAGCUACACCCCUGUCGAUGCCGUUGAAACUGUUCAGCUGGACUGUGUCUCGUUCUUUCUCAUGCUCCAGUACCCACUUAUGAUUGUCAGUCUCCCAUUUUUGGUAACCUACUUCUUAAAAGUUCAAAUGAAAGUAUGA
Lachancea mirantina is the source of this 1659-nucleotide messenger RNA. The record is from the annotation of a GenBank genome assembly. NCBI's taxonomy places the organism in Eukaryota, Fungi, Ascomycota, Saccharomycetes, Saccharomycetales, Saccharomycetaceae.